Purpureocillium lilacinum is the source of this 1362-nucleotide messenger RNA. RefSeq names its product alpha-tubulin. Gene Ontology annotation, biological process: mitotic cell cycle; microtubule cytoskeleton organization. NCBI's taxonomy places the organism in Eukaryota, Fungi, Ascomycota, Sordariomycetes, Hypocreales, Ophiocordycipitaceae. Gene Ontology annotation, molecular function: structural constituent of cytoskeleton; GTP binding. The record is from RefSeq and is a predicted model, not a curated record. Gene Ontology annotation, cellular component: cytoplasm; microtubule.
AUGAAGGGCGAGAUUCUUCACCUUCACCUGGGCCAGGCUGGCACCCAGCUUGGCAACUCUGCCUGGGAGCUCUACCUGCUCGAGCAUGGCCUCGGCCCCGAUGGCCGCCCCGACCCCAACGCCAAGGAUGUCGGCGACCCGGGCUCUUUCGAGACGUUCUUCACCGAGACGAGCGGCGGCAAGCAUGUUCCCCGUUCCAUUUUCAUGGACCUCGACCCGUCUCCCAUCGACGAGAUCCGUACCGGGGCCUACCGCCAGCUCUUCCACCCCGAGCUCCUCAUCAGCGGCAAGGAGGAUGCGGCCAACAACUAUGCCCGAGGUCACUACACCAUCGGCAAGGAGAUGGUCGAUGACGUUAUGGACCGUGUUCGUCGCGUUGCCGACAACUGCCAGUCGCUGCAGGGCUUCCUCAUCUUCCACUCCUUCGGCGGUGGCACCGGCUCUGGCUUUGGUGCUCUGAUGCUUGAGCGCCUGGCUACCGAGUACGGCAAGAAGACGAAGCUCGAGUUCGCUGUUUACCCGUCUCCCCGCACCAACACGGCCGUUGUGGAGCCCUACAACGCUGUCCUGUCGACGCACAGCACCAUUGAGAACUCGGACUGCACUUUCCUUGUCGACAACGAGGCCGUCUACGACAUCUGCCGCCGCAACCUUGACAUCCCCCGGCCCUCGUACGACCACCUCAACCGUCUGAUUGCCCAGGUCGUCAGCUCCAUCACCUCGUCUCUUCGCUUCGACGGCGCCCUCAACGUCGACCUGAACGAGUUCCAGACCAACCUGGUCCCCUACCCCCGCAUCCACUACCCGCUCAUCAGCUACGCGCCCGUGGUCUCUGCUGCCAAGAGUGCGCACGAGGGCUUCAAGGUCCACGACCUCACCUUCCAGUGCUUCGAGCCCAACAACCAGAUGGUGGUUUGCGACCCGCGCAACGGAAAGUACAUGGCUGUUGCUCUGCUGUACCGUGGCGACGUCGUCCCCCGCGACUGCACUGCUGCCAUCGCCGCCGUCAAGGCCAAGGCCUCGUUCAACCUCGUCGAGUGGUGCCCCACCGGUUUCAAGCUCGGUAUCAACUACCAGAAGCCCAUGGCCGUUCCCGCUUCCGCCGAGGAUGGCGGCCUCGCCUCCGUCGACCGAUCCGUCUCCAUGCUUUCCAACACCACUGCCAUCGCCGAGGCCUGGUCCCGACUCGACCACAAGUUCGACCUCAUGCACAGCAAGCGCGCCUUUGUGCACUGGUACGUCGGCGAGGGCAUGGAGGAGGGCGAGUUCACCGAGGCCCGUGAGGAUCUUGCUGCCCUCGAGAAGGACUACGAGGAGGUCGCCGCCGACUCUUUCGAGCCCGAGGAGGAGGCUGAGUACUAG